Molecule: messenger RNA, 918 nt
Organism: Paramecium tetraurelia
Lineage: Eukaryota; Ciliophora; Oligohymenophorea; Peniculida; Parameciidae
Exons: 4
Biological process (GO): cellular response to amino acid stimulus; regulation of autophagy; positive regulation of TOR signaling
Cellular component (GO): Gtr1-Gtr2 GTPase complex; nucleus; lysosome
Molecular function (GO): GTPase activity; GTP binding
Source: RefSeq, a predicted model, not a curated record
AUGAACAACGACAUCUGUAUGUUUGGACUGACCAAAUCUGGAAAAACCUCAAUGAUUAGGGUGAUAUUCUAAAAGUUAGAAAUCUACAGAACAUUCCAAUUAGACCCUACAAAUAGAAUGGAAUCUGUUCCAGUCAACUUGGGAUCUCACAUUCAUUUUAAGAUUUAUGAGUUUUCUGGGCAUUAUGAUUUGAAUGAUCCACAACCACCUGAAAUCGCAGCCAUGGAAACAUGCAGUCUAAUGAUCUAUGUUAUUGAUUCUUAAGCAGAACCAUUUAAUGAGGCUGUCUAAUAUAUGAGACAGGCCAUCCAAACUGUAAAAUAAAGGUCUCCACAUUGCGAAUGUCAUUGUUUUAUUCACAAAGUAGAUCCUGACAUCGAGGACAACAAAAAGAAUGAAUUACUGCAAUAAAUCUAAAAAGACAUUUCAGAUGAACUAUCCAAGAAUGGCAUGAAUUAAAUCAAGGUUGAUUUUCAUGUUACUUCCAUCUUCGACCACUCAUACUUGGAACAUUUUAGUAAGGUAAUCCAAAGGAUAUUGCCAUACUCUUAAUCUAUUUCAACUUUGCUAGAUUCAUUCAAUCUCGCAAGCAAGAUAGAGAAAUCCUUUUUAUUCGAAAUCUACUCAAAAUUAUACUUGGCUAGUGACUCUUAGCAUUUUCAUAGUACAAACUUCUAGUUGUGUUCUGAGAUGAUCGAUGUGUUUAUUGACGUGACUUGUAUAUAUGGAAAGUUGGAUGAUGCUGGCCAAAGCUAAAUAAAGUUAUCUGAUGGAUCUAUCUUAAUUUAUUAGACAGUGAAUGAAGGCAUUUCGUUAAUAAGUAUCUUGAAAUCGGAGAACUUGGAAAGACCAUUUUUAUUGGAAUACAAUAUAAAUUAAUUCAGAUAGGGUUUAGCAUAAAUAUUUAAAAUUAAAUGA